Molecule: messenger RNA, 477 nt
Organism: Asparagus officinalis (garden asparagus)
Lineage: Eukaryota; Viridiplantae; Streptophyta; Magnoliopsida; Asparagales; Asparagaceae
Exons: 1
Coding region: 1-477 (158 amino acids)
Source: RefSeq, a predicted model, not a curated record
AUGCAAGGCUGUAAAUCUUUUUCAACACUCGCAAAUGCUAAUGAGAAGUUGUAUAUGGAUGAUGGGAUCCUAAAGGCAAAUGAGAAGCUCUUCAGAAGUUUGGUUAGAGGAUUGAUGUACCUGACGCACACUCAACUAGAUAUCAUGUUUCUUGUCAGUUUAGUUUCAAGGUUUAUGUGCAAUCCAUCAGUUCAUCAUCUUGGGGCAGCAAGGCGUAUUCUUCACUAUGUUCGAGGAACAAUUAAUUAUGGUAUUUGGUAUGAACCAAUCCCUAAUUUUAAGCUGAUUGGUUUUACUGAUAGUGAUUGGGCAAGUUUUAUAGAUGAUAGAAAGAGCACCAGGGGCUUUAUUUUCAACAUUGGAUCUGGAGUAGUCUCUCUGAGCUCUAAAAAACAAGGAAGUAUAGCUCUAUCAUUAUCACAGGCUGAAUAUAUUGUGGUGUCAUCAGCUACAUGUCAAGCUAUUUGGAUAAGGUGA